UCAUUCUUCAAAGAAAAAUAAGUAGCUUUGCAGAGAAGGAAAAAAAAAAGAAAACAAAACAAAAGGUGUGAAAGAAGUGAAAAUUAUCCGAAUUUAGAGAAGGAAGAGGUUUUGGGAGGCAAAAAGAUAUUUGCUUUCCAAUUCUGGCAAAAAAAAGCAAGCAAAAUACCAAUCCCACUCUCUCACUCUUCUUCUUCUCUUUCAGUAAUUCAGUUCAAGCUUCCGGCUUUGGCUUCUCUUCUCUUCUUUAGGGUUCUUCAAUCUUCACGAUUGUUCAAGUUUCAGAGAAUUGAAUCCUCGGUCUUUUGACGGGUUCGGGAGUUUAAGCACUCUCGCUCUGUACAAGCUUCCUGCGUAGAGCUUGAGAGUUGCUUGCAUGAGAUUGGUAUAGACAAAGAUGGAGAAUGCAGUGGGUGGGGAAGCCAACCCACCUAAUUCGACCGAGGGUGCACAGCUUCAGAGCAAGCAGAGCGAGCAUGCAUUGAGACAUGGAAAUGACCACAUGUUCGACUACCAAGAGAUGCGUACACCGGUUGGUGACGAAGAUCAUUCCCUGCGUAUACCAGUUGGAAGCAAUUGUCCUGAGAGCUCAAGUCAGGAGUACCCAUGUCUGGAUGAUAUUAUGGCUCAGAGGCCAAAUAGUGAUAAUCUGGUUGAAGUUGUGGCGGAAUUGACAAAUACUGUAGAUGGAGGCGUUUCAGGCAAUUCAUAUGGAGGUAUCCGGACAAAAAUGCUUUCCAAAUCAAGAUCAGAAUUUUAUGUUAAGUCUACAUUGAAGGGUAAGGGUGUUAUUUUCAAAGGUGAUGGCGGUCAUGUUGAAUCUAAGAACCUUAACAGUACAAAGGUUACUGGUGGUUCUAAGGCUACUUCUGAUUCAAUACAGAGUUUGGAUGCCAAAAUUGUUAUGCCUUCUUCCAAUGAUCUGAACGCUGUGCCCAAACCACCAGCCUUGGAACAUGAUGAGAUCAGCUUAAGAGAAUGGCUGAGAAUUGGACGUCCUAAAGUCAAUAAAGUUGAGUGUCUGUAUGUAUUCAAACAAAUUGCAAAUCUCGUGGAUCAUUUUCACUCUCAAGGAGUUGCUUUGCAAGAAUUGCGCCCUUCUUUUUUUAAGGUGUCACCUUCAAAUGAGGUCAAGUAUGUUGGCUUACCAAUCCCAAAAGAGAUUUUAGAAAGUUCUAUGGAUCAAGGUAUCUGUCAUUCAGAACAUAGUCCAAUGAGAAAAAUGUCAGGUGAGCAAGAAUUUGCUUCUGUUGGUUCCAGUGCAAAGAAGCAAAAGAUCAGCCAGAACACUAGAUUAGUUAGGCAAUGGCCUCAGUUCCCCACUAGUUCCCGUUUCCAACGUGAAACUAGGAAUGCUAGCCACAUCAACAUCAAUGGUCUGCAAAAUAGAAGUCCUCAUAUGUAUAAUGCAGCUCAACAACACUUGACUUCAAUCACUGAGCAAUUGGAAGACAAGUGGUAUAUUAGUCCUGAAGAACUCAAUGAAGGGAGCUGUACAGUUUUGUCAAAUAUCUACAGUCUGGGCGUUCUUUUUUUUGAGUUGCUGGUCCGUUUUGACUCAAAUAGUGCCAUUGUCUCAGCAAUGUUCAAUCUGCGUCAUAGAAUUCUUCCUCCGAAUUUUCUGUCAGAAUACGCUAAAGAGGCUGGAUUUUGUCUUUGGUUACUUCAUCCUGAACCGUCUUCACGUCCAACAACAAGGGAAAUUCUACAAUCAGAAGUAGUUAAUGGAUUACAGGAGAUGUGUGAAGAGAAAGUGGCAUCAUCUGUGGUCGAAGAGGAUGCUGAAUUGGAACUAUUAUCCCAUUUCCUCACGUCACUGAAAGAAAAGAAGCAGAAGGAUGCCUCCAAGUUGAUGGCAAGCAUUAGGGUUUUAGAAGCAGAUGCUGAAGAAGCUGAGAGGAGGCACUAUUCAAGAAAUCCCGACUGGUACAAAGAGUCCCUCGGUGGAUGGAAAAACGCAUGUAAAGAAGCUUCAAGAUCAGAGGUGCUUUCUCCAUUACCCCCUCUUCCUAGUUCAAAUGAGUCAAGGUUAACGAGGAAUAUUGAUCAGCUUGAGAGUGCUUACUUCUCUAUGAGAUCUAUGAUUCAGCCUCCUGAAGCUGAUUGUAAUAUACGCAUAGAUAAAGAGUUGUUAAAAUCUCGCAAGAAUUGGUAUUUGGAAUCAGAUGAUGACGAAAAGAAGACUCCUACCGAUCAAUUGGGAGCUAUCUUUGAUGGUUUAUGCAAGUAUGAUCGGUACAGUAACUUUGAAGUAUGUGGAGUACUAAGAAAUGGAGAUUUCAACAGUAACUCAAAUUUGAUUUGCUCUUUGAGUUUUGAUCGGGAUGAGGACUACAUUGCUUCUGCUGGGGUUUCAAAGAAAAUAAAGAUUUAUGAGUUCAAUGCACUUUUCAAUGAUUCUGUUGAUAUUCAUUAUCCAUCGAUCGAGAUGUCAAAUGAAUCAAAGAUUAGCUGUAUUUGCUGGAACAACUACAUAAAAAACUAUCUCACUUCAACUGAUUAUGAAGGUGUAGUGAAGUUGUGGGAUGUCAGCACUGGUCAAGAGUUUGCUCGAUACAGAGGGCAUGAACAAAAGGCUUGGUCCGUUGACUUCUCUCAAGUAGAUCCUACAAAAUUAGCCAGCGGGAGUGAUGAUGGUUCUGUGAAACUCUGGAGCAUUAAUGAGAAAAACUGUUUAGGCACCAUCAGAAACAGAAACAUUGCAAAUGUAUGCUGUGUACAGUUCUCUGCUCACUCCACUAAUUUGCUGGCCUUUGGGUCUGCGGACUACAACACAUAUUGCUACGAUCUUCGUAAUGCUAGAACGCCCUGGUGUGUAUUGGUUGGUCACCAAAAAAGCGUAAGCUAUGUCAAAUUCUUGGACUCUGAGACCCUUGUUUCUGCAUCCACUGACAACACAUUAAAGCUAUGGGAUCUCAACAAAACCAUUGCCAGUGGUCCAUCCACCAAUGCUUGCAGCUUAACCCUCAGUGGGCAUACCAAUGAGAAGAACUUUGUGGGCUUAUCCGUUUCUAAUGGUUAUAUAGCUUGCGGUUCAGAAACAAAUGAGGUCUAUGCUUAUUAUAGAUCUCUGCCUAUGCCGAUCACUUCAUACAAAUUUGGAUCCAUUGAUCCUAUAACCGGAAAGGAGACUGAUGAUAUUAAUGGAUCAUUUGUUUCAAGUGUCUGCUGGAGACAGAAAUCAAACAUGGUGGUUGCCGCCAAUUCAAGCGGGUGCAUAAAAGUGUUGCAGAUUGUUUAAGGAAAAGCAUUUCUGCCUUCAAGAUCAGAAGGACGACUGGCUGGUUGUGAAAAUUAUUGAAUCUUCAAGUCUUACUGUGGUGCCAGCACAAGAACUGACCAACUUUAAACUGCUUUCCUGUCCAAAUAAGCAAAGGAAGCUUGAGGACUGGUUUGUAACAUUUGACUUUAAGAUUUUAAAAUGAUAGCAGUCAGUCCAUGCCGGUUACUAUGGAAAUCAAAAUUUUGGAACAACAGUGUCGAUCAUCUAGUGACUGAAUCUGUAUAUUGUGGUGCAAGUUUAUGGUUCAUCCCAAGCAUUUAUUCCUCCAAAAAAAAAAAUCAGUUGUACUAAUGUACCAUGCAG
Molecule: messenger RNA, 3586 nt
Organism: Rosa chinensis
Lineage: Eukaryota; Viridiplantae; Streptophyta; Magnoliopsida; Rosales; Rosaceae
Product: protein SPA1-RELATED 2
Exons: 9
Coding region: 398-3241 (947 amino acids)
Biological process (GO): photomorphogenesis; protein phosphorylation
Molecular function (GO): protein kinase activity; ATP binding; protein binding
Source: RefSeq, a predicted model, not a curated record